UUGGCGUUCCACGGAAGCUCUGUCCGCCGGGAGCCCGGGAGGCCUGGAGGAGGGAGAGUCGCUGGCUCCUCCGCCGGCUUCAGGCGCCCGCGCCCCGCACGCGGAGUUGGGAAACUGAGAAGUGGGUUCUGUUCUGCCUCUCAAAGACAAAUGGCUGGCUUGGAAGCAUAACUCACCCCGCCCUUUGGAUCCCCGCUUGGUCCUCUUCUGGUGCCUUGGGAUCCGUGGUGACCAUGCUGUGAUGAGCGCCGAGGGAGGGACAGAUCACCUGCACCGCCUGGGUCUCCCUGCAUCUUGGACAUGACUGAGCUUCUUCAGUGGGCCAGACAUCACUGGCAUCGGCUGACGAGUGGGAGAACCCAGGAUGAAGAUGAGAGGCCAUACAACUAUUCCUCACUGCUCGUCUGUGGGGGCAAGUCCCCGCAGACCCCCAAGCCGGCAGGAAAGCACCGCGUGGUUAUCCCUCACCUUCAGUGCUUCAGAGACGAGUAUGAAAGGUUUUCUGGAACCUACGUGAACAACCGAAUACGGACAACCAAGUACACACUUCUGAAUUUUGUGCCAAGAAACUUAUUCGAGCAGUUUCACAGGGCUGCCAAUUUGUAUUUCCUGUUCCUCGUGGUCCUGAACUGGGUGCCUUUGGUAGAAGCCUUCCAGAAGGAAAUCACGAUGCUGCCGCUGGUGGUGGUCCUCACAAUUAUUGCAAUAAAAGAUGGCUUGGAAGACUACCGGAAGUACAAAAUCGACAAGCAGAUCAACAAUUUAAUAACCAAAGUUUACAGUAGGAAAGAAAAGAAGUACAUUGACUGUUGCUGGAAACAUGUCACUGUGGGGGACUUCAUUCGCCUCUCUUGUAAUGAGAUCAUCCCUGCAGACAUGGUCUUGCUCUUCUCCACAGACCCUGAUGGGAUCUGUCACAUUGAGACUUCUGGCCUUGACGGAGAGAGUAAUUUAAAGCAGAGACAGGUGGUACGUGGCUUUGCAGAACAGGAUUCUGAAGUUGAUCCUGAGAAGUUUUCCAGUAGGGUAGAAUGUGAAAGUCCCAACAAUGACCUCAGCAGAUUCCGAGGCUUUCUGGAACAUUCCAACAAGGAACGGGUGGGCCUCAGCAAAGAGAAUUUAUUGCUCAGAGGAUGCACCAUUAGAAACACAGAGGCUGUUGUGGGCAUUGUGGUUUAUGCAGGUCAUGAAACCAAAGCGAUGCUGAACAACAGCGGACCACGGUAUAAGCGCAGCCAACUGGAGAGAAGAGCAAAUACAGAUGUCCUCUGGUGUGUCCUGCUUCUGGUCGUGAUGUGUUUAACUGGUGCACUUGGUCAUGGAAUAUGGCUGAGCAGGUAUGAAAACAUGGUCUUCUUUAACAUCCCUGAGCCAGAUGGACGAGUCAUAUCACCUGUGUUGACAGGAUUCUAUGUGUUCUGGACCAUGAUCAUUUUGUUGCAGGUCUUGAUUCCCAUUUCUCUCUAUGUGUCCAUUGAAAUCGUGAAGCUUGGACAGAUCUAUUUUAUUCAAAGUGAUGUAGAUUUCUACAAUGAGAAAAUGGAUUCUACCAUUCAGUGCCGAGCUCUGAACAUCACUGAGGAUCUUGGGCAGAUCCAGUACCUCUUUUCUGAUAAGACAGGAACCCUCACUGAGAAUAAGAUGGUUUUUCGAAGGUGUAGUGUGGCAGGAUUUGACUACUGCCAUGAAGAAAACGCCAAGAGGCUCGAGUCCUAUCAGGAGGCCGUCUUUGAAGAGGACGAAGGCACAGACACUCUCAGUGGCUCCCUCAGCAACAUGGCAAAACCCAGAACCCACGGCUGCAGGACAGUUCCCAGGGGGCCUUUGGGAAGCAAAUCCUCGACUCACCUCUCCGGGAGCAUUCCUGCCCUAGGAAGUAGUGGAGAAGGAUCCGGGGAGGUGCCUCACUCCAGACAGGCUGCGUUCAGUAGCCCCAUUGAAACGGACGUGGUACCAGAUACCAGACUUUUGGACAAAUUUAGCCAGAUUACCCCUCAGCUCUUCACCCCACUGGAUGGUACCACGCAGAGUCCACCCCUGGAGAUUUUGUACAUCCUGGACUUCUUUAUCGCACUGGCAAUCUGCAACACGGUGGUGGUUUCUGCCCCUAACCAGCCUCGGCAAAAGAUUGGACUCUCCUCACUGAGUGGAAUGCCCAUCAAGUCCUUGGAAGAGAUUAAAAACAUCUUCCAGAAAUUGUCUGUCCGGAGAUCAAGUUCACCGUCCCUUGCCGGUGGGAAGGACCCAACUUCUGGGGCUCCCUGUGCCUUUGUGAGCAGAAUCUCUUUCUUUAAUCGAACAAAACUGUCACCUCCUAUGGAGGAUGAGUCUUCCCAGAUGGGUGAAAGCCCUCAGGCCAGUAACUCAGCUUGCUGUACAGAAACUGAGGCACAAAACAGUGCUCUAGGACUCACCAUUGGCUCAGCUGAAGCCCUAGGUGGACCACCGCCCUUGGCUGCCAACCUGUGUUAUGAAGCAGAGAGUCCAGAUGAGGCAGCCUUGGUGUACGCCGCCAGGGCUUACCAUUGCACUUUACAGUCUCGGACCCCAGAGCAGGUCAUGGUGGACUUUGCUGCUUUGGGCUCAUUAACAUUUCAACUCUUACACAUCCUUCCUUUUGACUCGGUAAGGAAAAGAAUGUCGGUCGUGGUCCGGCAUCCUCUUUCUAAACAAGUCGUGGUGUAUACAAAGGGUGCUGAUUCUGUGAUCAUGGAGCUGCUGUCCGUGGCUUCUCCAGAUGGGACAAAUCUGGAAAAGCAACAGAUGAUAAUAAGGGAGAAAACACAGAGCCACCUGGACGAAUAUGCCAAACGCGGCCUGCGAACUUUGUGUAUCGCCAAAAAGGUCAUGAGUGACGCUGAAUAUGCAGAAUGGCUGAGGAAUCACUUUCUGGCUGAAACCAGCAUUGAUAACAGGGAAGAACUGCUAGUUGAGUCUGCCAUGAGACUAGAGAACAAGCUCACAUUACUUGGUGCUACCGGCAUUGAAGACCGCCUGCAGGAGGGAGUCCCCGAGACGAUAGAAGCCCUUCACAGAGCCGGCAUCAAGAUCUGGAUGCUGACAGGGGACAAGCAGGAGACAGCUGUCAACAUAGCUUAUGCAUGCAAACUCCUGGAGCCAGACGACAAGCUCUUCAUCCUCAAUUCACAGAGUAAGGGUGCCUGUGAGAUGCUGAUGAGUGCAAUUUUGAAAGAACUUCAGAAGAGAACUCAAGCCCCUCCAGAGCCAGCAUCACUAAGAAAGUCCUUCCGGCGGCCUCCUGACUCCCAGCACUCUGGACGCGCCGGACUUGUUAUCACUGGGAAGACCCUGGAGUUUGCCCUGCAGGAGAGUCUGCAAAGGCAGUUCCUGGAGCUGACUGCAUGGUGCCAGGCUGUGGUCUGCUGCCGAGCCACGCCCCUUCAAAAAAGCGAGGUGGUGAAAUUGGUUCGAAACCAUCUCCACGUGAUGACCCUGGCCAUUGGUGAUGGUGCCAAUGAUGUUAGCAUGAUCCAAGUGGCCGACAUUGGGAUAGGUGUCUCAGGUCAAGAAGGCAUGCAGGCCGUGAUGGCCAGUGACUUCGCCAUCUCUCGGUUCAGGCAUCUCGGCAAGCUCCUUCUUGUGCACGGGCACUGGUGUUACACACGACUCUCCAACAUGAUUCUCUAUUUUUUCUACAAGAAUGUGGCCUAUGUGAACCUCCUUUUCUGGUACCAGUUCUUCUGUGGGUUUUCAGGAACCUCUAUGACUGACUAUUGGGUUCUGAUCUUCUUCAACCUCCUCUUCACCUCUGUUCCCCCCAUCAUUUACGGCGUGUUGGAGAAGGAUGUAUCCGCGGAGACCCUCCUGCAGCUGCCUGAACUUUACCAGAGUGGUCAGCCAUCAGAGGCAUACUUACCCCUCACCUUCUGGAUCACCUUGUUGGAUGCCUUCUAUCAAAGUCUGGUCUGCUUCUUCGUGCCUUACUUUACCUACCAGGGCUCUGACAUUGACAUCUUUACAUUUGGGAAUCCCCUGAACACAGCAGCUCUGUUCAUCAUUCUCCUCCAUCUAGUGAUCGAAAGCAAGAGUUUGACAUGGAUCCACAUGCUGGUCAUGGUUGGGAGCAUCUUGUCGUACUUUUUCUUUGCCUUGGCUUUUGGAGCCUUGUGUGUGACUUGCAACCCACCCUCCAACCCCUACUGGAUCAUGCAGAAGCACAUGCUGGAUCCAGUGUUCUACUUAGUCUGUGUUCUUACAACCUGCAUAGCUCUUCUGCCCAGGUUUCUAUAUCGAGUUCUUCAGGGAUCCGUGUUUCCAUCUCCAAUUCUGAGAGCCAAGUACUUUGACAGACUAGCUCCAGAGAAGAGAGCAGAAGCUCUCAAGAAGUGGAGAGGGACUGCAAAGAUCAAUCAGGUGGCAUCUCCGUAUGCCCGCCAAUCAGCUGCCGAGUCAGGAGGACCUAUGACUGGCCCCUCUGCUGCCCUUGCAAUGAAGUCAACAACAGCGUGUGCGGUUGAGCAAGAAAACUUACCUACAUGUGAGACUGUGCUAGACCUCGGCUGCUCUGAACUGGGAGCCUCGAAGAUGCCUGAACCUUUAGCAUGUUAAAAGCACAGGAUACCCUGCUUAGCCUUGCAGGAAAUCUUUCCAAUUUGGAAGGAUUCAGAAGAGGUGUCUCUCAAAAGUGAGGAUCACUUGCGUUUCUGUACAAGGGAUAUCAGCAUUUUGCUAGGCAUGGAAAAACCAACACCAUGUCCGCAAUUGUAUACCUGUGUGCACAUUUGUGAACAAGGGAUAGUGUUUGACCUCAGCAGAGUUCAGGGAAGUGGAAUAUUUAAUUCAGGAUCAUAUGUUGUUUUAUGAGACUUUUUAGAUUUUGUAAAGGAAUUUUAAUUGUCUUAUAAAUGCAAACAUUAUCAAAGGAUAAUUAUCAUUUGAAAUAUACUUAUUUUAUAGGUAAGUCUCAUGCAUUUGGAAAAUGCUUUAAGUGAGAUAUAACCUGAAUUUUCUUUAAGAGAAAAAAAAGUACUUUAAAACUGGUUCAUUAUAGCCAGACAAUGGCUCACACCUUUAAUCUCAGCACUUGGGAGGGAGAGGCAGGUAGAUCUCUGAGUUCAAGGCCAACCUGGUCUACCAAUCGAAUUCCAGGACUGCCAAGGCUGUUAAACAGAGAAACCCUGUCUCAAAAAACCAAAACCAAAACCAAACAAACAAAAAAACCUGCUUUAUUAGGAAAACUCAUUAAUUUAAAGACAAAUCCCCAAGAACCUUUUGUUUCCCGUGAGAAGAAGCCUUUGGUCCCUGACUGCAGGUGGUUAGCAUCCCCCUGUUUCAGCACUGUGCUGAAGUAGAGCCUUUGUAGGAAAGGAAAAGAAGAGGGCUAGUGUGUCCAACAGAACCAGGCUGCCUUCUGCUCUGUCUACUGUGAUGAGAUGACACAUGAGCUCCCCACAUGCAGGUGUUGUCAAUCCGGAUAGAGACAACUAGGUCAUGAAACACAAUCAGCUGAGCCUAGAGACUGUGAGCAACCCCCCCCCCCCCCCCGAGUUCCAAAACUGAGGAUACCCCCACCACCGUGAGACCAUCAUCUUCAAAACAGUCCUCCAGAGAGCAUUUGAGAGUUCGUAGUCGUAACAGUGCUCAACUGCCUGUCUGCAUUUGUUGCCUCUACAGAGUGAGAUCUGGGUUGAGGCUGAUACAGGUUAUGCUCAGUGGGACUCCCAAGCUCUUAGAAAAAGUUAACGUAUUUAAGGGUAGAAAUGUCUGUAGCAAGUUUCCUGCUGUGACACAUCGUGGACGCUGGCUUCAUUUAGUGCCUAGGAGCUAGUUUACCCCAGGUGAGUCAGUUGGCUACUGUGAGGUCAUGUAGUCUCGCUGAAGUCUUUCAAAACUUCUGUAUUCACCUGAAAGCUGUCACCUACCCGUCAUGUGGAACUGCCUUCAUGACUCUCUGUGCUGAGUCAGUGUCUACAGCAAAGUCUUAUCAACUGUUAUUCUCAGGGCCUAACCGUUGCCUGCUUGUACUGUCCUGGUCACUUUCUGUACCUCCCUGUUAUUGUUAAAUGUCUUUUUAUAUAGACUCAUUUUUGGAAGUAUGACAAUAUCAUGUGGCUAAAGGAAGUGGCCUUCUGCUUCCCUAAGAUUUUUUUAAAAUAAAUUAUUUAAUAAAUAAUAUUCA
Molecule: messenger RNA, 6139 nt
Organism: Peromyscus californicus insignis
Lineage: Eukaryota; Metazoa; Chordata; Mammalia; Rodentia; Cricetidae
Gene: Atp10d
Product: ATPase phospholipid transporting 10D (putative)
Exons: 23
Coding region: 301-4569 (1422 amino acids)
Biological process (GO): phospholipid translocation
Cellular component (GO): plasma membrane
Molecular function (GO): magnesium ion binding; ATPase-coupled intramembrane lipid carrier activity; ATP binding
Source: RefSeq, a predicted model, not a curated record